Molecule: messenger RNA, 1433 nt
Organism: Aspergillus eucalypticola CBS 122712
Lineage: Eukaryota; Fungi; Ascomycota; Eurotiomycetes; Eurotiales; Aspergillaceae
Exons: 3
Coding region: 290-1330 (346 amino acids)
Source: RefSeq, a predicted model, not a curated record
GCCUCAACCAGUGCGUCGAUGAUUUCGGCCGGGUGGGGGGAAUAUGUGGGCGCCCACUCUCUCCACCUCCACACCAUGGCGCCCACAAUAUAGUGCAUGCUCAACUGCAGUAGGCAGAUGCGUGCAUAAUUGGUGCUGUUUUGGUCAUCGGAUCCUUGAGACUCAGAAUAUUACACACCUGAUGCGAUCGAUUUUAAGCUCGUGUCGUGGCACAUUAGGUGCGAUUGAACAAGAUUAAAUCAGACAGGUCAACCGCCGACGUUUCCAGUGACUUACCAUCAAGAUCAUCAUGUCUACCACUACAACCAUCACUCAGGCACCAGAGCUUACUACUAAGCUGGACCGACCUAGUCUUGGUGGCCCCAAUGCCAUGCGUCUGGAUGGCUUGGACCCCAAGUGGGGAGACUUCAGAGAUGACCUUGCCCGAGAUGGGUAUGCCGUUGUGAAGGGCGCUGUGCCACGUGAGAGAGCUCUCAAAUAUACAGAGGAUAUGUAUUCCUAUCUGGAAGGAUUCGAGCUUGGCUACAAGCGUGACGACCCUUCAACUGUCUCCAAGGCCACCCUUCCCGUUAUUAACGAGAAGGGUAUGUGUAUGCACUACUGCAUUGGACAUGAAGAUUUCGUCUGGAAUAUUAGAAGCGAGCCCGGGGUAAUUGAAGCGUUUGAGAAGGUCUACGAUGAUAAGGAUCUGAUUGUCUCUUUCGACGCGGUGAAUUUCGCACUUCCAAACCGGAAGGAUAUGCCCCCCAACAAGCCGUGGCCUCACCAAGAUCAGGAUCCCAAGAAGUCGGGAUUCCGUUGUCUGCAAGGCCUUGUCAACAUCCUCCCAAAUGGACCCAAAGAUGGCGGAUUGAUCGUCUGCAAGGGUGCUCAUCUUCUUUCGGAUGACUUUCAUCGAGAAUUUGCGGAUGAGCCUCGUAUUCCAGCAUGGACGACUGAAUGGUUUGGGUACACCGAAGCUGGCCUGAAAUGGCUUGCUGAUCAUGGCUGCGAGUGGGUCAAGAUUGAUGCCCAACCUGGUGACUUGCUCCUGUGGGACUCUCGUACCCCCCAUUAUAACCUGAGUCCCUCGAGUGAUCAGGCUCGAUUCUGCAUUUACACCUGCUAUAUGCCCGUCUCAUCUGCCACACAGGAAGAUCUCUUGAGAAAGAAGAAUGCCUUUCUCACUUGGCGUAUGACCAGUCACUGGCCCAAUGCUAAGGAAUUUGCACCUAUAGUUGCCAAGCGUGAUGGGAAAGAUUGUCCAGUCAACCGUCUGGAACCUGUUCACAAGCCUGUUCUUGGUGAGCGUGCCUUUAAGUUGACCGGUAUUCCUUACAUCAGGGCUUAAGAGCUUGAGAUGGACAUGCUGUGGCCCUUUUGUUGGAGACACGAGUUGAAUUCCGAGACGUUUCCUGUAUGUUUCCAGAUUUCAUGAGUCGAUGAUGUUCAAG